AUGUUCCAAGGCCAGCGGGGUUGGUUCUGUCGCAGCGUUAGCUCGGAUCUGAGGCAGCUGUGGGUGGCAGAAGGGGGGACGAUCAGUGAUCCGCGGGCCGCCGAAUUCUUGUUCAGCUGUGACGCCUCACACCCAGACACGCGGAGAAUAUAUCAGAGCAUUGAUUACAUAGAAGAUAACGCUACAGUUUUUCAUGCCUACUAUCUUUCUGCAGUAGCUAAUGCUGAAAUAAAGAACUCAGUGGCAUUAGGUCAUUUCGUUCUUCCUCCUGCUUGCUUGCAAAAAGAAAUAAGAAGAAAAAUUGGUAAUUUUAUUUGGGAACAAGACCAACAUUCCUUGAUAGAAAAGCCAGACAAUUCUCCUCCCAGAGGCAGCCGAUGUUACCAGUUUCGUGCAGAUGCAUUUACUAGCAAAUUCAUCACAGAAGAGCAUUUUAAAAGAACUCCAGUUGUAGAAAAGCAGAUGUACUUCCCUCUUCAGAAUUACCCAGUGAACAACAUGGUAACAGGUUAUAUAUCAAUUGAUGCCAUGAAGAAAUUCCUUGGAGAGCUACAUGACUUCAUUCCUGGAAGCUCAGGAUAUUUAGCAUACCACGUUCAAAAUGAAAUUAACAUGUCUGCUAUAAAAAACAAAUUGAAGAGGAAAUACUAA
This is a messenger RNA of Trichechus manatus latirostris (Florida manatee), 651 nucleotides long. It is a transcript of the gene TERB2, whose product is annotated as telomere repeat binding bouquet formation protein 2. Bases 1 to 651 code for a protein of 216 amino acids. Lineage: Eukaryota; Metazoa; Chordata; Mammalia; Sirenia; Trichechidae. The record is from RefSeq and is a predicted model, not a curated record. Gene Ontology annotation, cellular component: nuclear inner membrane. The transcript is spliced from 7 exons. Gene Ontology annotation, biological process: homologous chromosome pairing at meiosis; meiotic attachment of telomere to nuclear envelope.